Mixia osmundae IAM 14324 is the source of this 2316-nucleotide messenger RNA. RefSeq lists its product as uncharacterized. Gene Ontology annotation, molecular function: glycerol-3-phosphate O-acyltransferase activity; glycerone-phosphate O-acyltransferase activity. Gene Ontology annotation, cellular component: endoplasmic reticulum membrane. The record is from RefSeq and is a predicted model, not a curated record. Gene Ontology annotation, biological process: phospholipid biosynthetic process. Lineage: Eukaryota; Fungi; Basidiomycota; Mixiomycetes; Mixiales; Mixiaceae. The annotation marks the transcript as partial. The transcript has 6 exons.
ACGCUAGCUGAUCUCAAAAGCUUGCUCAUCGUCUUUGUGCGCAUACUGCCCUCGCGCAAGAUCCAGAGCUACGCAAAGAAGCUCUUUGGACCGAUCGUACGCUUCAUCGUCAAGAUGGCUGCCAAGGCACUGCACCAGCGUGGCUUGCUUGCUUCCAACCUCGUCUACGAUCUCCUCGUCUUGAUCUUCAAGUGGAUCAUCAAUCUCUUCUUUCGGGAGAUCAGACCGAGAGGCGCACACAAGAUCCCACAAGACGGAGGCAUCAUCUUCGUCGGCGCCCCGCAUCACAACCAGUUCCUUGAUCCUCUCUUACUCUUGUCAGAAGUCAGGCUAUCCGCUGGCCGACGUAUCUCCUUCUUGAUAGCAGAAAAGUCGAUGAAGCGUGCCUUUGUCGGCUUUGCUGCUCGUCUCAUGCAAAGCAUCUCUGUCGUCAGAGCGGCGGAUGAUGCAAAGGCCGGCAAAGGCAAAAUUUUCUACGAUGACAACGCGAAGCAGCACGAUCAUCUUAUCCUGCGUGGACACGGCACGACCUUUACAAAAGAUUUCGAGCCGCGCAGACAAGUCCAGCUGCCCAAAGUAUUCGACUUUGCGGCAGCAGAGGUCGUUGAAGUCAUCGAUGAUACCACCUUGAAGCUCAAGAAGGCAUUCAGCGAGAAGAUACACGAAGCUAUUACUACCACUGAAGCAGCAGCUGCCUCGCGAGGUGUACCCUACAAGAUUCUGCCCUACAUCGACCAGACAAAGAUGUACGGCAAAGUCUAUGCCAAACUGAAGGAUGGCGGUUGCGUUGGCAUCUUCCCAGAAGGCGGCUCUCACGACCGCACAGAUCUGCUGCCUCUCAAAGCUGGCGUGAGCAUCAUGGCGUUGGGCGCUCUGAUGUCAAACAAGUCGCUCAAGCUUCGCAUCGUGCCAGUCGGGCUGAACUACUUUCACGCGCAUCGCUUCAGAUCUCGCGCCGUCGUUGAGUUUGGCUCGCCCAUCGAAAUCCCAGAAGCGUUUGUCGAGCUCUUCAGGCAAGGUGGGGCAGAGAAGCGCGAAGCCAUAGGCAAGGUCAUGGACCUUGUCUUUGAUGGUCUCAAAAGUGUCACUGUCCGAGCGCCAGAUUACGAGACGCUCAUGGUCGUGCAAGCUUGUCGGAGAUUGUACAAGCCGCCAGGUCACCAACUCACGCUGGGCCAGGUGGUCGAGUUAAACAGAAGAUUUGUUGCUGGCUAUCUCAAAUACAAAGAUGAAGAUAAGAUCAAACAGCUGCGCAGUCAGGUUCUCGAUUACAACAAGCAGCUACAGUAUCUCGGUCUGAAGGACCAUCAGGUCGAGCGGUCAAAUCGACCACGAUGGAAGUCUCUCAUCUUGCUUGCCUACCGUGCCGGCCUGCUGUCUGCUUGGACUCUGCUUGCGUUGCCAGGCAUCGUGCUCAAUGCACCCAUGUUCAUAGCAGCAAGUCUCAUCAGUCGGAAGAAAGCCAAAGAGGCGCUUGCUGCUUCAACCGUCAAGAUCGAAGGUCGCGACGUCUUGGCAACCUGGAAAGUCCUCGUCUCGCUCGGUAUGGCGCCCGUUCUGUACGGCACGUAUGUCAGUAUCAGCACCUAUGUCGCAUCCCGCUAUGGUGUCCCACCAAAAUAUCUGAUUUGGACGCCUUUCUUUGCUGUCAUUGCUCUGCCCACAGUCGGAUACUCUGCGCUCAAAUUUGGCGAAGUUGGUAUGGAUAUCUGGAAAUCCUUGCGGCCGCUCACGGUCUCCCUGAUGCCCGGCAACCAGCGUUCGAUCGAACAGUUGCGAGAGCGAAGGGCAGCCUUGGCGGACGCGCUCAGUCGAGUCAUCGAAGAAUUUGGUCCCCAACUUUUCGAUGACUUUGACCAACGUCGUAUCAUCCCGCAAGCCCAGCCAGCGCCAGGCAGCAUGGACGCAAGUUCCGCACUACGACGGAGCCAUUCACAGAGCGGCGUCGAGUCGCGAAUGCUCAGCCAUCCAAUGGCUUGGCUCGACGAGAAGCUUUUCGGGUGGUCGCAAUCCAAGCCGAGCUCGCUCUCCCGCGGUCUUGGCGAUGCCGCUGUGGACGACGACGAGAGCAGCUCAUCAGAGCAAGACGGCGAUGAUGCAGAUUACGAGGAAGUCAUUCGGUACCUGAAUGGCAUGAAGUCGCAGCCGACUACGCCCGGCGCAUCUAGUCCCACUCGUUCACGUUCCAAUUCACGCCGCAACUCGUCGCAUGCGCGCAGUCGAAGCGGCUUCGAUCUGACGAAGCUCGACGCAGACGACAAGAAGCCAGAGCAAAGUACGCUUAGGCAACGAUCAAGCAAAGCUAGCAAAGACUGA